Clonostachys rhizophaga is the source of this 1320-nucleotide messenger RNA. Lineage: Eukaryota; Fungi; Ascomycota; Sordariomycetes; Hypocreales; Bionectriaceae. The record is from the annotation of a GenBank genome assembly.
AUGGAGACCAGAAUAUUGAGAGUCCCGGACGACCAGUCCUUUGGAAAUUUUGAGACGGGAUCAGGCUUGGAGCGCUGGAACGUCAACGCGGACAACGUCGAGGCAACUCGGAUCCUAAGGGAAGCCGGUGAUUACUUGCGCACCAAAGAUACCCCCGUGGCGUUCCCUACAGAGACAGUCUACGGGCUGGGCGCUGAUGCCACGAGGUCCGCCUCCGUCAGGGGAAUCUACACGGCAAAGAACAGACCCUCCGACAACCCUCUUAUCAGCCAUGUCUGUGAUCUGGAGAUGCUGCGAGACCUGCUAGGCGGCAAGGACGGUUCUGGUUCUGGCUCAGCAGAGAGGACCGACGACGUGAUACCCUGGAGGUAUAAAUCACUUAUCGAGCGUUUCUGGCCCGGUCCUCUGACCAUCCUGCUGCCCAACCCGUCGCAGCCGAAACUGGCUCCCGAGGUCACGGCGGGCCUGUCGACUUUCGGCGUGAGGAUGCCGUCGUCGACUCUUGCGCUCUCGCUCAUCAAGCUGUCCGGCGUUCCCUUGGCGGCCCCCUCGGCCAAUGCGUCGACCAAGCCCUCGCCCACCACCGCACAGCACGUCAAGCACGAUCUCGACGGGAGGAUCGAGCUUAUUCUCGACGGUGGGGCGUGCCAGGUCGGCGUCGAGAGCACAGUUGUGGACGGCCUCUCUGACCCGCCUGCGGUGCUGCGACCUGGCGGUUUGAGCAUGGAUGAGCUGAGGAGCUGUCCCGGCUGGGAGAACGUGGUCAAGGGGUACAAGGAUCACAGCGAGAAUGGCCAGGCACCUAGGGCGCCCGGGAUGAAGUAUAAGCACUAUAGCCCCAAGGCCACGGUUGUGUUGUACGAAGCGUCGUAUCAAUCUCAGGGAGAAGGUAUCAGCUUGGAUGACAUUGAGGCUGGAUAUACAGCUCAGAGUCAGGGAUCCAACGGCAAGUCACAACCGAUAGUCGGAGUCGUGCGCACCCAGCGUUGGAAGCAAGCGGCCGGACUCAAGACCAGCGAGCUCCGCCUUGCCAGGGCGGGGGAGAACAAGCAGAAUGGGGAUAAGAAACAGGCAGACACAUCAUACAGUGUCUUGGAAGGGGCCCUGACUAAUAGCGACGGGGAGACUGUUGGGGUCGUCCUUGACAUUGAUCUCGGGAAGGAAACCCGGGGGAUUGCCCAGGGGCUGUUCUCAGCUUUGAGGGAGCUGGACCUUUUGGGCGCAGACAUCAUCUUCGUAGAAGGUAUAGAGGACAAAAGUGACAUCGCCGAGGCGGUCAUGAACCGGCUGCGCAAGGCAGCAUCGGACAUUAGAGCAUGA